UUCCCUUGAGCUCAAAGUCAGAGUCAGAAAGCAAAAAGGGACUCUGAGACUCACAGAAGGCUAACAACAGGGACGCUGAAUUUUUGUUUUGAGUACUGCAACUGAAAGUGCUGGAAAAUGUGUAAAGGAUUAGCUGCCUUACCCCAAACCUGCCUUGAAAGGGCCAAGGAGAUCAAGACCAAAUUGGGAGUUUUACUGCAGAAGCCAGAAAAUGCCAUUGACCUCAUCAUCCCCUACCCCGAGAAGACUGAGAAGAAGCCAGAGAAGCUGCAAAAGCCGACUCCUGACGAGGCUGCUCAGUGGCGUGAGAGUCUGGACCGGGUCCUGAACAGCAGCUAUGGUCUGGCUGCUUUCCGUAGCUUCCUGCAGUCUGAGUUCAGUGAUGAGAAUAUAGAGUUCUGGAUGGCCUGCGAGGAUUUCAAGAAGACCAAGAACCCUGUGAAAAUGGCUACCAAGGCCAAGAAGAUCUACGAGAACUUCAUCCAGUCUGAGGGACCCAGAGAGGUGAAUAUCGACCACUUCACCAAGGACGUGACCCUGAGGAACCUGGUGGACCUCUCCCCUGGGACCUUCGACCUGGCCCAGAAGAGGAUCUUCGCCCUGAUGGAGAAAGACUCCUUCGGGCGUUUCCUGCGGUCUGAGCAGUACCAGGAGCUCCUGGUCAACUAAGCAGGAGUCUGAGGAGCUGGGGUGGGGAGGUGGGGAGCUUUCAAACAGCAGCCGCUCAACAUGAAAACUAUAGGAAACAUUUGAUGAUUUUUAAAUUAAAUAUUUAUAAUAAACGACCAUUGUCUAAGACAGCUUGAAGACUUUUAUUUUGCAGAAUCUAAAUUCUGAAGGGGGAUAUUUAAAAACUCUAUAUCAAAUUCAGCUAGACGGAAACUCUGCCAGAUGAAAUAGCCCCAUCUCCCCACUGGACACACACACACACACACAUGCGUACUAUGUUUUUCUAUCAUUGUGGGGACUUACCAUUGACUCCCAUUCAUAUCUAACCCCUAACCCUAACCCUAACCAAAACAAUGGCUAACCCUAAAGAAACGUUUUUGCACUUUUACUUUUAUCAGUAACAACAACAUGGCCAAGAAAACACUGUUUAAACUUGUCAGGCCCAAAAUGAAGUCCCCAGAAGUGACGUAGUUUUCGGUUUUCCUACAGUUGUGGGGAGAUUUGGUCCCCACAGUGUAGCAAAAGCUAAAACACACACACACACACACACACACACACACACACACACACACACACACACACACACACACACACACACACACACACACACACACACACACACACACACACACACAUUCCUGUAUUUCAAUCUUAAUUACAACCAACAAUAAUAUCUUAUCUUUUUAAAGCGUCCAGGAGUGAUGGCAGUUUAAAUACAGCCACAACAACCUGUUUGGUUUUCACACUAAUUGUAGAAAUACAGGAACACACACUCAAAUGUACAUGAAGUCAAGAUCCACAUCAAAACAUUCUUCAGUGGGUUCAUACGCAAAACUUACAACUCAUGUUGAUUCGGCCACAAAUUCAGUACUUUUGGAUAGAUAUACAAAGUAUGCUCUAGAGAUCAUACCUUAAAAAAGGAACUUAAACUUGCCCUUUGUGUGUCAAAGUGUUUUAGUAUAUUUGUCAGAUCUUUAAAUAGAUUUGUGUUAAUUGAGCCCCACUGACGGUUGUGCGUUUUUUAGCAUCUUCCUAAAAUUUUGUUCACAGCACAGUAGUAAUGUCAGUUAAACUGAAGUUUGUUUGGAUUCAUUGUCUUUGUCCUGCUUAUCUACUCUAUGAAUAAAAACAUCUGGUCUAGAAACUCAAGGCAUCCCAGGUAGACUCAUUACAAUUUUAGAAUGUUCACACAACCUGAAAAAUUAAUUACAGGUUUAAAGAGCUGCACCAUAAGAGGCAGUGCUCAGUCAGUUGCAUAGCUACAGUUAUAAUUGUCAGAAGUAUUGCAACACUUUGACACAUAGUAUAAAGUAUAAAUCAGCCCUAAUUAAUGCUGGUUCUGUCCUCACCAGAUGGCCCUGAGGGGAUUGAUCUUAUCAGUGUAAUAUUUGAUCACAGCUAUAUUAAUAAUUAACUUCAUUCACUUUUACUUUACAACUUCUGGCCUGUGUCAACAACACACCAGGCAACUUUGUAGUGCAACUAUGGCUAAACAUAACUAUGAUGUCAUAUAAAACGCUUUCAGUACAUUGGUCACAUUGUAAGCUAAACCAAUAAUCAAACUGAGAUAUGACUUUCUGCAGUUUUAUCAAUAAGUUAAUUUGACCACAAUGUUCACUUUAAAUGUAAAAAAAGUUAAAUCAUUUAAACAACAAAAGAAACAUAAAACAAAAAACAAAUGUUUGUCUUUUUCCAUUGUGCAUACAAGUGUAAUCCAAACAGAUAUCAAGUACGACUGAUAAGUAUUUUGUUGUUUUCCAAAGAAGAAUCAAAGUUAUUUUCAGUGUGACUUUCUAACUAACUCUUUCUGUCUGGAAACUAAAUGGAAUGACAGUUACACAGUUUGCUAUUUUAAAUCAGUGAAAUCCAACCAAAUAUCUUGCCAUUUUAAUUAAAGAAGGUAAGCGUAUUUGACUAGUAUCAAUGCAUGACUGAUUAUCAAUGAUUGUCACAUAACUUUUCUUCCUGUCUGUUCCACACACUCACACCAAACCCCACCUUUGGGUUGAAAUGUGUCCUGUGAGAGCCGUCCUUAAGAACAAUGCUGGAUAGUUGGCUCGGCGGUCUAGCUCCUUGGCGACCGCUAAACUGCAAGUUGCUAAGAUGGGAAUAUCAAGUAGGAGGGAAUCUCAGAAUAACAAGUAAACAGAGCAGUGGUUUUAUACAAAGAACGGUCUUUUUCCCAUGUGAUAAUAUCAAAGCUGUAUGUAUGCAGGCUGAGUCACUACAGAUUUUAGUGCAAACUCACCAGUGAAAAGCAUGGGAAACAGAACUUGCAAGUUUGCAGCACUUGACAAGCUCCUCAGUGGCUUCUGAGAAUUACAUUUUGCUGGGAAAAGUCAUUACAGGCUGUGGAGCGCAUAUUUGAAAUGUAAGAUUUAAAUUUAAAGUAACAAAGGAAACGUAUCAUCGCACUACAAUCAGACAAGUACAAACAAAAUCGACUUACAAAGCCAAAUGUAUAUGUUCUUUUCAUGUAAUUGUUCAAGCUGACACUUUAUACUUUUAACUCAAGUUAUUAUUCAUUCUUUACACUGUAACAAAACACUGCUUUUAACCAGCUUACACAAGGCUGAGACAUAAACAGAUGUGAUGGUGGAUUUGGUGUGGAAUGUUUAAGUGUCCUAAAUAUAUACUUUCAGUAAAAUGUAGCAACCAUUAAGUGUGAUUAUAUUUACUCUUUUAAUAUUUACCAAAAGCAUAUUAUGUGUUUACCAACACAAACAUUAUUAUCUAUAUAUUCAGCAUUUUACAAGUCCUUAUUGUUCUCAUCAUCAAAGAUCAGGACAUCAGGAGUGACAUUUUUAAUUUUUCAUCAUUCUAAUAUAUCAUUUAAAGAGUGUAUGGGAUCAAGCAACAAAGUGGUAAAAAAUUAUUAAGAUUUAUCACAGUAUUGAAAGGCAUUGACAAGGUCUUAAUAUGGCACAGAUUGACCAGUCUGUUGUCAUAACCUGAAAUGUCAUAACUCAACAAAUAAUUCACAUAAAAAAAGAAAAUCAAUAAGGGCUUUAACAGUGCUGACUAUGUAUCAUUUGAUGUAGCUUUGCAUGUACGUUUUGGAGUCAAUCACAUAAAAAUAUAUAUGCACACAAUUCCUGAAGAUGUAUUUAUUUAUAUGUGUAAAUAUCUACUAAGUUAUUCUAAUAUACAACAAUGGAAUCCAUGAUUCUUUGAAUGGAGAGCUGGCAGAACUCUUCCUAGAGUCUAUUCACUGUUAUAAAAGAGGAAACACUU
Acanthochromis polyacanthus (spiny chromis) is the source of this 3903-nucleotide messenger RNA. It is a transcript of the gene rgs5a, whose product is annotated as regulator of G protein signaling 5a. The record is from RefSeq and is a predicted model, not a curated record. The transcript is spliced from 5 exons. Bases 118 to 669 code for a protein of 183 amino acids. Lineage: Eukaryota; Metazoa; Chordata; Actinopteri; Pomacentridae.